AUGGCCAAGUCAGCGCAAGGGAAGGAGCUUCUAGAGCUUUACGACAAGCUGCAGACCGCAGCGGGAAAGGCGGCGGAUUCGCCGGCGGACGAGGACCGCGCGCUGGAUCUGCUCGCGCAAAUGGCGGACUGCCGCGUCAGCACGGAGAUUCUCAUGGAAACGCAGAUGGGGAAGCUUAUCCGCAAGCUGACAAAGCACACGUGCGCGGGGAUACAAAAGGGCGCGGGGAAGUUAGUGGAGCAGUGGAAACAGGAGAGGGGGAAAGCGGGGCGCGGCGGAGACGACUGGAGGGAGGACGGCAAAAGCGUGGGGAACGGGGGAAGCGGCGGGAACGGCGCGAACGGGUCAAACGGCGCGAGCGGGGGGAAGGAGCGGGACGGCGCGAAGGGGAACGCGGCGGAGAAACCGAAAGGCGCAGCAGUAGUGCCGUUCAAAACAAAGAUGCUGAUCAAAACGGGGGAUGUGAUGAGAGACCGUCCGCGCGAAGCGGUGCUGCAGGCGCUGUGCCUGGUAGCGGGGGAGGUGCAGGGGGAGGAGGAGGAGCGCGCGCGAGCCGUAGACGUGACUGCUGUGGCUAUGGAGGUUGAAACAGAGCUGUGGCGCAAGUAUGGCGGCACCAAGGACCUCAAGGACUACAAGAACAAGUUCCGGUCCAUCUCCUUCAACCUGAAAGACCCCUCCAACCCGGAUCUACGGCGGCGCGUGCUUCUGGGGGAAGUAUCCGCCGUUGAGCUGGCCGUGAUGUCCCCCGAGGACAUGGCGAGCGACGCACGCAAGCGCGAGAACGAGGAGGUGAAGCGCAAGAAGACGUUCGAGGCGAUGCGCGGGCAGACGACGGGCGCGACGACGGACAUGUUCAAGUGCGGCAAGUGCGGGCAGAGGAAGACGACGUACUUCCAGAUGCAGACGCGCAGCGCUGAUGAGCCCAUGACCACGUAUGUCACGUGCCUCACCUGCCAGAACCGCUGGAAGUUCUGCUAG
This is a messenger RNA of Closterium sp. Yama58-4, 981 nucleotides long. Lineage: Eukaryota; Viridiplantae; Streptophyta; Zygnematophyceae; Desmidiales; Closteriaceae. The record is from the annotation of a GenBank genome assembly.